Messenger RNA from Hemicordylus capensis (graceful crag lizard), 3345 nucleotides. Its product is annotated as platelet glycoprotein V-like. NCBI's taxonomy places the organism in Eukaryota, Metazoa, Chordata, Lepidosauria, Squamata, Cordylidae. Bases 128 to 2686 code for a protein of 852 amino acids. The record is from RefSeq and is a predicted model, not a curated record. Gene Ontology annotation, molecular function: protein binding. The transcript has 2 exons.
GCCUGGUGACACCCAGUGUGCAGCUCUCCUGCUCCCGGCCGCCCAGAGAUAAGGCCAAAGGGGCCUCACUCUGCACCCGGCACGCAGCUCCAGUCCAGUCCAGCGGCACCGCCAGGGACCAGGCAGCAUGCUGCUGCCCAGAGGCCUUGCCCUCCUCCUCCUCCUCCUCCUCCUCCUCGGUCUCAGUGUGGACACUGGCAGAAGUCAGGACUAUUCAGCCCCCAAGGACCACCAGGACGUCUACACACAGAUCAGGGAUGUCACAGAGAUCCCAGACUCGGCAAGUUCCCUCAUCACGGAGAUGAUCUUUGUGGAAACCAGCCUCGUGGCCGUCAAAGAGGGAGCCUUCCGGAACAGGCCCAACCUGAGGAAGGUUUUGUUCAUAAGCAACAAGAUUAGGACUGUGGAAGUGGGAGCAUUUGAUAACCUGGAGGACCUGGAGGACUUGGAAAUAAGUGGGGCAGAACUGCAGAGCCUUCCACCCGGCGCCUUCCGAAAUCUGCCUCAUUUGCAGAAACUGACUCUGCGCGACUCUCGCAUCCAAUGGAUUGAAAAGGGGCUCUUCGAUGAUCUCGAGAACCUGGAGGAGAUGUAUCUGCACAUGAACGAAAUCCCUUCUCUGCCGGAAGGUGUCUUUGAUGCGCUGCCCAGGCUGACCUUCUUACACUUGGCCAGAAACAGGAUUUCAGACCUCCCCAAGGAGGUCUUCAAGGAGCUGAGGCUGCUGAAGGUCCUCCGACUCUACGAGAACGAGCUCAGUGGCCUCCCGGAGGGGAGCCUGGACAGCCAGCAGAGCCUGACAGAGCUCGGCCUCUCCAAGAACAAGAUCCAAACUCUGCCCCCCAGCUUGCUCAGGAACCUGCCCAACCUGGAGAAGCUCUUCCUGGACCAGAACCGGCUGGAGGCUCUCCCAAGUGAGGCCUUCCACGGAAUGAGAAAACUCAAGCAGCUGAAACUGGCUUCCAACAGCAUCCAACGGCUGCCCGGCCGGCUCUUUGGCGAGAUGCCGCUGCUCCAAGAACUGGACCUGAGCAGGAACCAUUUGCAGGCUCUUCCUGCGGGGGUCUUUGCAAACCUCACCAGCCUCAGGAAGCUCAGCCUGGCCCACAACCAGCUGGCAGGUGGGCCUCCCAGUGUCUUCACAGGCCUCAACAGGCUCUCGGAACUCAAUCUGGAGGCAAACCUGCUCUCUUCUCUGGGGAGCCUGGCGGGGUCUUCUCUCCCGGAACUGAACACCCUCAGACUGAACAGGAACCAUCUAAGGAACGUUCCCGAGGGUCUGUUUGGCAGCUUCAGCAGACUCACCUCGGUGUAUCUUGGCGACAAUCCCUGGAACUGCGACUGUCAUCUUCUCUAUCUCCACAGGUGGAUGAGAGAUCAUUCCAAAAAAGUUAAAGACCUCAAAAAAGUGACCUGUAGAGGCACAGGGGCGCUGGCUGGGAAGGCUGUCCUUGUGCUGACAGAAGACCAGUUGGGCUGCCUAACCACCACCCCCAUGGCUACCAGCUCCUCUGACACCACGUCGCUGCCCACAAGGGAGUUCACCCCAACUGUUCCCCCAGUCACUGAAGUCCUCACCACGGCUGAAGCUGCAGCCACGGCUGUCCAUCAGCCCACCACCGCCACGCAGCAUCUCACCACAACCCCACAAGCCACCAGCACCACCAUCAGGACAACCUCUGAAACCACCACUGUUGCCACAGAAACAUCCCCUCAAAUAACAACCACCAGGAGUCCCACCGCAAGGGAAACCACGAUCAUCACCAGCAGCAACCUUAGCCCCACAGCUGGGAUGCCAAGUACACCCCGCAAAUGGAUCCCUGCCACAAUCAAAGUUCCUGGGUUUCCUACUGCCACUGCUGAGACUCAGUGUACCCCCCAGAUCACAGCUACAACCCAGAUUCCCUCCACAGCACCCAAACCCAUGUGUGCUGGGACUCCGCCGAGGGUGGGGCCUGACACCGCUGCAGAGACCUCACUUGCCCCCACCAGGUCUGGCCUCAGCUCCUCCUGCGCAGCCCUCCAGACGCUGCCAGCCCCCGACACAUCCACAGCACCCCCUGGCCAAACUCCCAGCAGCCUUGAAGCACUUCCCACUGCUCUGACGGUCUCCCUGGCAGCCACUGAAACACGCACCACCGCUCCCGGACUUGCCAUCAGCACUCGGGAGGCCUCCUCCUCCUUCUCCAGGGAGGCACCGGCCCCAGCAAGCCUUGGAACCGACCGAGGCCCCAGCGCCAGCCGACCAGGCCAAGGCGCCUCCGCUGGGCCCCCCUCCACUGCUGCUGCAGAAGGAGCCACCCCGGCACCGGCACUGAGGACCCCCUCCUUCACCGGCAUGGUGAGCCAGCUGCAGAGGCCCCCCGUUGGCACGGCCCCCACCCUCCCCUCGGCAGCCUCUGCCCCCUGCCGCACCCCUGCCGCCUCCCCCAGGCCCGCCCGGACCUCUCCGCCCCAGAGCCCACAGCCCAGCCCCAAAGCUGGCUUCUCUGGGCUCCCAGCCCAGCGGCCCCAGUCUUGCCAGGUGACUCUGGGCCUGUACCUGGCCAUGCUCUGCGUGGAAGUCGGCGGCACCGUGGCCUUGGUCAGGCUGCUGCAGGCCCUCUACCGAGCCACGCACCCUCCAGGCCGGCUGCCUGAGCCUGUCCAGCUGGUGUGGGUGAGGCCCAGGAAGGAGGCCCGGUGAGGGGGGGGCAGCAUGGCGGGCUGCGCUGGGGCUUUGCUGCCACGGGCCCUUCUCAGAGGCGGCUCAAAGUGAGGAGCCAGGAGAAGCGGCUUGUCCUCAGGGGCUGCCAGCGGGGGGGGGGGGGGACGCAGCUGCCUCUGCUUCCUGGCUGCCGCCCGAGUGGCCUGCUCCUCUCUGCCCUGCCCUCCCUGGAAGCUGCACCGCCUGCAGACCGACUGGUCAUUUGCCGGGCAGAGCUGCCGCCAUACAGCUUUGCCUGGUGAAUGGCCGGCCUGCAGGCAGAGGCGUAUCUAGGAAAAAUCGUGCCUAGGGCAAGUACUGAAAUUGUGCCCCCUGUCCAAACAUCUGACACCCAUCUUUCAGAUAACUUUACCAUAAUAUCAGCUCAAAAAUACAAGUGAAGCUCCUUAAUCUUUUAAUAUUUCAAAAACUAUUUAGCAGUGGAUGUAGGCAGACCAAAAAAUGCUGGAAAACUACAAAUUUCAGUAUUCUGGGGCUCAUGAAAUACCCAAAUACUAUGUGGAGCUGUACUUGGAAAACUAAACAGAAGUGCCUGUCUAAUUCUCUACUAUGCAUUGUAGCAUCACCAUUACAUAAGUCUUAAAAAUCAAUGGAGAAUUUAACUUUUCCCAGAUACUCUGAAAAUAAUUAAAGGAUAU